AUGAAUCGACCAAACACAACUACAGGUUCAAUCAUCUCGUCUGCUACCAUGAAGAAAUUGCCCGUGGAUUCCGUGAUGAUGAAAAAGCCUUCAUCAAGCUUGAGAAAGCCUUCCAAGGCUGCUGCUACCAUAAUGAUGGAGCAAAAGAACAUUCAUUUUCCAGAAGAAACCAUUCCCGAGAGCGUGAAAGAAUAUUCAUUGGCUUUGCAACGUGAUUUAAAAAUUAAUUCCUUGUAUGAUAUACAAAAUUUAACGAAUAUUGCAAGAGAGGAAAUCCAUAACGCUAAACACAUUGCAAAGGCAAUAUGUACAAGAAUAAAAACAGCCAAUGACGAUGAAAAGCUUCCGAGCUUAUAUUUAUUGGAUUCUAUCGCAAAGAACGUUGGAGGAGCAUACAUAACAGAAUUUGCAAACAAUUUAGUGGAUGUGUUUUACUAUUCAUUUAAAGCACAAACCAAAAUUGAAACACAGACCAGAUAUUUAAAGUUACUCAAGACUUGGGAACCAAUUUUUGGCAAUCAAUUAGUCCAUACCAUCGAAGAGAAGAUUAUGCGAUUACCCACUUAUGGACCCAAUCAAGUACAAGACUAUGCAACACUCGUACAAAAACACGCCAAUGCGUCUAUUUACGUGAACCCUAAGAAAUUUGUCAAACAAACAAGCAUUGAUUUUUCAAAUGCAGCUCAUCAAAAGAUGGAAACAACAAGAACUCUCCUCAGUAGAAGCAGUAGAAAACAAAUUAGUGAACAAGUUGUACUUGUACCUCCCAAUAACACAAAGAAAGCACGUCACGUAUGCAAGAUUUGUGGUUUAGGAUUUCCCAACAAACAAUUAUCGACUCAACACGACCUCUCAAAUUCUGCCUUACAUAAAGUCAAAAGUUCACACCACACCACCUCUCAUCAGGCGUUUUCAAGAUCAUGGUUUGAUCAAAGUGAUGAUGAGUGGGCAUCCAGUAGUAGUAAUAAUACGAAUGUGGAAAGAGUUUCCAUUACAUGCUUGGAUGCGAGCUCAAUAUUUGGAGAAGGGUUUUCAAAAUCUCCAAGUAGAGAGUACAGCAGCAGUGACGAAGAAGAAAAUACAAUCCAUUCCACAGUGUUGGCUCCACUCGACCAAGAUGACUGUGCCAUUUGUGGGGAGGCCUUUGAGAGAAUUUUAGAUGACUCUUCAGGAGAAUGGAUGAUAAAGAAUGCAUGCCUUGAUCCCAAUUCAGGAUCUUUUGUUCAUUGUGCUUGUUUGAAUCCAAAGAAACGAGCUCAUUCAUCAGACUCUAAUAGUAGCAGCGAUAAACGGAUAAAGUAUUUUUAA
Messenger RNA from Naegleria lovaniensis, 1308 nucleotides. RefSeq lists its product as uncharacterized. NCBI's taxonomy places the organism in Eukaryota, Heterolobosea, Eutetramitea, Acrasida, Naegleriidae. The record is from RefSeq and is a predicted model, not a curated record. Gene Ontology annotation, molecular function: RNA polymerase II complex binding; mRNA binding; ubiquitin binding. Gene Ontology annotation, cellular component: cytoplasm; mRNA cleavage factor complex. Gene Ontology annotation, biological process: termination of RNA polymerase II transcription. The transcript is spliced from 3 exons. The coding region runs from base 1 to 1308 and encodes 435 amino acids.